UAGCGGGGCACGUGGUGCAUUGGGGAGACCAAUGUGUGACUGAUUACUGUCAUUGUGAAAAAUGAAGCUGUUCCCGUCUUUCACGUGUCUCACGGUGGAUCAAAAUCUGUGUAAUUUGGCGUACUUCAGCGUUUUCUCCCUGUUUCCUGUUUCUUUGACGUUUUUUGUAGUCAGUGAAAGAAAUAGGAACAAAUGCAGUGUUUUUCCAACAGGCUCCUUGUAACACAGUAGAACAGGUACAAUCUGACAUUGAUUCUUUUGUAAGUGUUAUCAGGACCCAGCUGCAAUGGUCCAGCUUUGAGGGCCAAGACCGCUUCACACAGAGCAGCCACAAAUGUGGACUCAGUGGGACGAGUAUGUCAGGCAGGUGUCCAGUGAAAUGGUCCUGAAAGACACACAAAUCAUCAGCCUGCAGGAGAGAGAAACCACACUAAGGACUGAGCUGGAGCAGAGCAGGAAACAGACUGAAAGGUACAAACAGCAUCUGAGAGCUGGCCUCAACAGAGAGAAAGUCUUGGAGAAGAACAGCGUGCAGAUGGAGCUGGAAUGGCAGCGACGCUUUGAAGAUGUAAAGGCGGACUACUACCUUGCAAAUGAGCAGCUAAUACAAGACCUGAUCGAGGCCAGAGACCAGGCUAAAGCUGAGCUGAUGGAGAGAGAGCAGCAGCUGCAUGAUCUGACCGUCUUGCUCCAGUCCACUAGCAGGGAGCAAGAUCAGGCUGUACAGGGUCUCACUCCAAAGGUGGAUUCUCUGGCAUCGGUGGAGAUCCGGCGUCUACAGGAGCAGAACAGCGCCCUGCGUGCUGUGGUUACCCAGAUGAGAAAGGACAUGGAAGGUCUCGGCCAUCUCCUAGUCUUACCUAAUGCUGAGGCACCAGUGCAACCUCCGUAUCAGGAAUCUUCAGCCUCCAAAGCCAACACAGCAGACUCCUGUCAGCCUCUGGAGCAGGAGGUGCACCUGUCAGGUAAGCACCUCGAGGAGCAGCGAGGAGGUGUCACAGGACUGUCAGGCCUGGCUUCAGCCAUGGAGGACCCACAACACAUCAAUCCAGGCAGAUCACAGCCUGAAAAUCAAGCUGGUGGUUCGUGUCUGGAUGAACGUGGCAGGUGCCCCGCUGUGACACGUGUGGAGUCAGCUUCCAAUGACAUCACACAGCAGAGGACACUGGUGCAGAAGCUCCAAGGAGACAGCAAGUAUGUGAAACCAGCUCUGAUGUGUGGCGUGUUUAAGAGCGUCCAUCCUGCUAAAAAUGACCCCCAGCUCCUUCGCGUCAGGCUGAAGCAGGCAGCGUCCUGCAUCGCCCGUUUGAGCAGAGAGAAACAGCAGCUGAUAGCGCUGGGCAACCGCCUCCGUGCCCAGAUCGCCGCCGACGGACGGCAGGCACCGGGGGGGCUGGAGAAGGACACCCCCACAGAGAAACUAGGAGACCACCAUGGCCGCCUUUCUGCUGUGGAACAGCUGCAGUACCAGCUCACCACUCAGGAGCUGCAAUAUGCACUGAUGCAGAGAGCUUCUGCUGCUGCUGAACAGCACAUCCCACCAACAAAGAGCCAGGCUUUCUUCAAAGGGACUGCAAACACUUGCCAUGGGCUCAAACCCAGAGACACGUCUGAGACACGCUCACAGCUGCACUUGUCCAGGACUGUGUCGCAUGAAUCGCUGUGCUCAUUAACGAUGCUGUGGGACACUCUGGAUCGUGGACUUACGGACUCAGAAGGUGAACGUGGGCUCAGGAGCAGACAGUCUGGUGGCUCUGGAGUCCAGAUGAUGGUGCAUGGUAGUGGUGUGAUUCCCAGCCAGCCCCAGACUGAGGUCCAGCAAAGCAGGAGCCAGUCUAAAACACUGCCAAGCACUACCAAGACCAACAGACCUGCAGUCCCUGCCAGGAUCAGCAAGAUCAGAAACUACAAUGUUAAAGACUGAGAUGGAUGUUGAGGACAAGCCCAGACCAGAGCUCCCAGCAGCUGGCACACUGGGAGUAACACACGAGCAUCACGGACAACACAAAAAAGAGAGAAGAGUGGGACAAGGAAGGGAACGAGACUCUGAUGGAUGUAAUGAAGACAAUCAGACAGAAAACAACAGCAAACACACACCAGCAAAGGAGGACACAGGCCACAUACACAAGAACACUCACAGUAAACAUGAACACAAAGACAAAAACACUGCAAGACAGAGACAAUCGAGACAGAGACAGGACGGAUAAGAAACACUCAAGGGACCAAAAACCUGAAACUGGAGCUGAACCACACAGUCCAUCAAACUGAGCAGGAAGCAGAACUCGAAUAACACAACAGGACAACUAUGACUGACCCACAAUGAAGCUAUACAACAAACAGGUUACUGAAUAAGAUGUGAUUGUUUUCAUGCACAUAUGCACCGCAGCAGAAGGAGAAAACAAACCCUGACCAGCAAAAACCUGAACAGAAAUCAAACGUGUUGAACCCACGUGAGAGUUUCAGGGAGGAAUAUUCAUGAUUUUAAGGAGCGUUACACCUUUAUUGCUGCGCUCUCACACACUCUGUCAGAUCCAAUAACUGAAGAAACUACAGAGACACAGAACACACAGGAGCAUACAGCACGAGGCCUUAAACACACACGAGGGGACGAGGCAGAGUGGACACCACAGGGGACACAGCUGGACAGAGUCACAGUAAGGGACUGUCAAAAUAAAACAGGAAACGUAACACUGACACAGACACAAAGACGGACGAACCAUGGACAAAAAGGUAAAGACACAUGGAGACACGUGGAGGAAACUAAUAAACCUGAAGCUAAACUAGAGUCACAAAAGUGAACUAACAGAAUCCACAGAAAGACGAAGAACCAACCUGAGGAGCAUGAGGAAGUAACACUGAUCAGUGGGUUAGAACUCCAACAUAAAUUCACGUACUCGUGAAUAAAUCCUUUAUAAAGUUAAAAUGUGUCCCCAUCAUUGUUCCAGUCUUGUUGUCCUUCAGUACAUCUUCAUGUCCUUCUAGUGGGAGGUUUCAGGUUUUGUCCUGUCGUGUGUAAUUCUCUCUGGUGUUCAUCUGUCUCUGUGCACACGAGGACAGUCGCACACAAACACUGUUGCAGCAGACCACGGUGGCUUCCACGCGAGCAGCUUCAAAACAUGCUUCAUCCCCGAGAAAGUAUCUGCUUUACCACAGAGAUCAUCUGGGUCAUCAGCGUACACUGUGGGUGUGAAUCAGAGCAGACAGUGGUGUGUCUGCGACAGAAACAAUCACUGACAGGUUUGCAUGUAAAUAAAGCAACUUGCUUUGGUGAACUCUAAACACUCUGUCGUCAUGGUUUAACAGACACAUGAUCAAAUCUACAGGCAGCUUCUUUCUGAAACACGAGCAGCUGCUGCUGUUUCUCCUCAGGUUCAGAAACCCACUCCUGUUACAUGUUGUUGUGGAGAAACAGGAAGUGCAUUUCUCCCCUGGAAUAGAGAUUUUAUAAGUGCUGGAGACCAUAUUUCAUAUGCUCCAUAUGAUAUCAGCUGUCACCCUGCCACAUUUCCUCUCACCUCUCAGUAAACCUUUGUCAGUCCGUCCUUUUAUUCCUGAUAUUCCCAGAUACCAAACAGGUGAUACACACUGCUAAUUUUGUACACUGACCCACUGUGUGUUGUUUGGGACUGUCCCCUUCACUUUCAUUAUAUUAUCGUAGUAUCUGUGGAAAACCUGGGAAACGCUGAUCUGUGAAAUACAAGUGUGGGCGUGCACAAAGUGUUUCGACACAAAGUGAACCAUCAUCAGGACAUCAUGUGUGGCAGCACUGGUAUAGGGACACACAGGUGAAUGCUGGGUGACAGCGAGACACACCUGA
Molecule: messenger RNA, 3817 nt
Organism: Maylandia zebra (zebra mbuna)
Lineage: Eukaryota; Metazoa; Chordata; Actinopteri; Cichliformes; Cichlidae
Gene: ccdc57
Product: coiled-coil domain containing 57
Biological process (GO): centriole replication; cilium assembly; positive regulation of mitotic cell cycle
Cellular component (GO): spindle microtubule; centriolar satellite; centriole
Source: RefSeq, a predicted model, not a curated record